This is a messenger RNA of Solanum stenotomum, 2050 nucleotides long. Its product is annotated as casein kinase 1-like protein 2. Lineage: Eukaryota; Viridiplantae; Streptophyta; Magnoliopsida; Solanales; Solanaceae. Gene Ontology annotation, cellular component: nucleus; cytoplasm. Gene Ontology annotation, biological process: endocytosis; peptidyl-serine phosphorylation; signal transduction. The transcript has 14 exons. The coding region runs from base 253 to 1656 and encodes 467 amino acids. The record is from RefSeq and is a predicted model, not a curated record. Gene Ontology annotation, molecular function: ATP binding; protein serine/threonine kinase activity.
AAGAAAUUUGGGUAAAGAGAGAGAAUCAGGGCCAAAUUAUUCAAAAUGGGAUGAUAAUUAAGCAUAUAGUUGAAGCUGAUGCUGCUUCAUUUUGCACCUUCUUGAGGCCAAGCUCAUGAAGGAACAAAACCCCAAAAAAUUUUAUUCAAAAAGCUGAAAUCUUGAUGUUUUUUUGAUUCAUUUUCAUUGUAUGUUGGAUUGAAUUUUUGAGGAUUUGUGGGGUGAAGGUUUUUUUAAAAUUUUUAGUCUCCGAUGGAGCCUCGUGUUGGUAAUAAGUUCCGGCUUGGCCGGAAAAUUGGUAGUGGUUCUUUUGGGGAGAUCUACCUCGGUGGUAAUGUUCAAACUAAUGAAGAGGUUGCUAUCAAGCUGGAAAAUGUGAAAACAAAGCAUCCUCAACUAUUGUACGAAGCAAAGCUGUAUAAAAUACUACAAGGAGGAACUGGAGUCCCCAAUUUAAAAUGGUUUGGAGUUGAAGGAGAUUACAAUGUCCUUGUGAUGGAUUUACUGGGACCUAGUCUUGAAGAUCUUUUCAACUUCUGCAGUAGGAAGAUGUCCUUGAAGACCGUUCUCAUGCUUGCAGAUCAGAUGAUCAAUCGGGUUGAGUUUGUUCAUGCCAAAUCUUUUCUUCAUCGCGAUAUAAAACCUGACAACUUUCUUAUGGGAUUAGGAAGACGUGCAAAUCAGGUCUAUGUUAUUGAUUUUGGGCUGGCUAAGAAGUACAGAGACUCAUCAACCCAUCAGCAUAUUCCGUAUAGAGAAAAUAAAAAUUUGACAGGAACUGCUAGAUAUGCAAGCAUGAACACUCACCUCGGCAUUGAACAAAGUCGAAGGGAUGAUUUGGAAUCAUUGGGUUUUGUCCUGAUGUACUUUUUAAGAGGAAGUCUCCCUUGGCAGGGGCUGAAAGCAGGCAAUAAGAAACAGAAGUAUGAGAGGAUCAGUGAGAAAAAAGUUUCAACGUCAAUAGAGACCUUGUGUCGAGGCUAUCCUGCAGAGUUUGCAUCAUAUUUUCAUUACUGUCGAUCACUGAGAUUUGAUGAUAAACCAGAUUAUGCUUAUCUCAAGAGAAUUUUCCGUGACCUUUUCAUUCGUGAAGGGUUUCAGUUUGAUUAUAUAUUUGACUGGACCAUAUUGAAAUAUCAGCAAUCACAGCUUGCCAAUAUUCCAUCUCGUGCUCUUGGCGGUACUGCUGGGCCAAGUUCAGGGAUGCCUCAUGGUCUUGUUAAUGUCGAAAAGAAAUCAGGUGGUGAAGAAGGACGGCCAACUGGUUGGUCUUCAUCAAAUCUGACACGUAAUAAGAGCACUGGGCUCAAUUUCAAUUCUGGAAGUUUAUUGAAGCAAAAAGGCACAGUUGCUAAUGAUUUAUCCAUGGGUAAAGAGUUACCUAGUUCUAAUUUUUUCCAGUCAAGUGGAUCAGCAAGGCAUCCUAAUGUCUCUAGCAGUCGAGACCCAGUGAUUGCUGGGGGUGAACCUGACCUCUCCCGCAAUCAGACACUAGACGCAGCAGGCGCACGAUCUCUGCGUAAAAUAUUCAAUGCUGCACAGAAGACUUCACCAGUUGUGUCCUCAGAUCACAAGCGCAGCUCCUCCACAAGAAACACAAACCUAAAGAAUUUAGAGUCUGCCAUCAAAGGAAUAGAGGGUUUAAGCUUUCGAUGAUGAGGGACUGGAUUAGUAGCUCUGCUUUGUCACAAUUCCCCUUCUACUGUAUAUUUUGGCACAUCAAAACACACCAACUUGGCGGAGUACAAGUUCUGAUAUUAGUUGUUUCCAGCAGGAACCAUAAGCAAUGCAACCCCCGCAAACUCACAAAUCCCAGUUUAUGUUUGUCCAUACAGACAGACAGUUAUAGGCACUUUGCAUACUCUUUUUCGUCUCUUAUCUCUCCUGUUCUUGUUCAAUCGUGUUCUUAUUUACGUUAUGUUGUGAAUUAUGAAGAGCCUCAUGUAUAAUUGCCGAUUUAUAUGUUCUACAAGAUGUUUGAUGCUAGCAGAUUCUUUUGCUUUGGACAUGAACAAACUCUUCUUUGUUCAAGCAAUCUAAAUAUCAAUCA